Messenger RNA from Naegleria gruberi, 1492 nucleotides. RefSeq lists its product as uncharacterized. The transcript has 2 exons. Gene Ontology annotation, cellular component: endoplasmic reticulum; membrane. Lineage: Eukaryota; Heterolobosea; Eutetramitea; Acrasida; Naegleriidae. The record is from RefSeq and is a predicted model, not a curated record. Gene Ontology annotation, biological process: lipid homeostasis. Bases 489 to 1331 code for a protein of 280 amino acids.
AACACGUCUCAUCAACCAACCAGAAAAACCCCAUUCAACAUUAAUAUUUGAUAUCGGAUUUUGAAUAGGACAUUAAAUCCUCAAGUAAGCACCACCCUAAUUAAUUUUCAUUCAAUAGAAAGUGAGAACUCUCAAAACAGCCUUUCAUUCUUCAUCACCAUCAAACAAUUUAGAACUUCUAAAGGCUUCUUCAUCAGCAACAAGGAAGAUAAUUUAAAUUUUUAUUUUCCGCGCCUCUUUUAAUCAAGACACAGUAGGAUCGUUAGUUCCGACCACAAAAUCUUCCAUAGGAUUCACCACUUGUGCUUACUGCAAACAAGUUGUUGUGUUCCAGGUUUUUAGCUUUUAUCGAUAAAAAAAGACAAGACUUGUUGUAUCAUCUCUCACUCUAUCACUAAGAAGAAUCAAAGCAGCAGACUGUUUUGAUUGCAAGAGUAACUGUCAAGUUUGAAUAUUCAUCAUCACCAUCAUCAUUAUCAGCAAUAACAAUGUUUGAACAAUUAUUGGAAGGAAAGGCUUCUGUUGCCUUAUCUCAAUUAACUUUCCAACUGCAAGAAAAUGUAUAUAGUCAAUGGACGGAAGAUUACACUAUUUGUUUGGUCUCUUUCGUGAAUAGUAUUCUGUUUCAUACGCUGGUUUAUUUGGUUAUUUCGCCACUCAUAUCCAGAACUUUUAAAUCAUACCGUGAAGGAAGUGAAGAAACCAAGAUUGAGUGGAAUAGUCGUAUGGUUAGUAAUGUACAUGCUGUGUUGUAUGUCCUCUUGUCAUGUUACUGCAUCCUUAUAGAGAAUGCUUUCCCUACUUUUUCAAUGGAUGAAGCAACGAAAAUGUCAAGAUUUGCCGUUUGUUAUGCUGGAGGAUACUUUUUAUAUGAUUUGGUUCUGAUUUUCAGAUAUCCAAAACUCGGAGGAAUUGCCAUGUGGUUCCAUCACGGAUUUGUUCUCUUUGGUAUUCUCAGUAUUUGGUAUUGUGACAAAUAUUGGGUAGUUUUAUGUUACUAUUCCAUUUUGGAGGUUUCCACUCCUUUUGUCAAUGCUAGAUGGUUCUUGUUGGCUUGUGGAUUGAAGGAAUCACCAUUCUAUUUCAUGAAUAAUGUUCUCAUUUGGCUUGUUUUUGGAAUGUGUAGAAUGCCAUUCGUUUUAUUUGGACCUUACCUCAUCUAUGUGAAUCAUGACAAGAUGUUCCAACAUUCAUUCUAUUUUGCCUCCAUUCUGUACAUUCAAAUUGCCAAUAUUAGUAUUUUGAAUGUUUAUUGGUUUGGUUUAAUGUCUAAAAAGAUGGUGGAAACUGCCUCUUCCAUGUUAUCAUCCAAAGCAAAGAAGAAUUUGUAAAUUUCACUUCAUUACAAUCAAAGAACCACUCGAUUGAUAACAGUUGACAAUUAUUAUCAUCCAAAAGGUUUGAUUAUUAUCCUAUUUCCACAAACUAAUACCAAAACCUUGCAAUUUACCCAUUCAAUCUUAAAGUAAAACAUACUCAAUUGAGCCAUAAU